This is a messenger RNA of Microthlaspi erraticum, 2673 nucleotides long. The record is from the annotation of a GenBank genome assembly. NCBI's taxonomy places the organism in Eukaryota, Viridiplantae, Streptophyta, Magnoliopsida, Brassicales, Brassicaceae.
AUGGAGAGAAGCAGCUUUAAUUACCAUACAGAGAAGAGAUCCGGUAUGUCUGAUCCGGGUUCAGGAUUCGGAUCUUCCAAAAGGGCGAAGACCCAUCACGCGCAGCUGCUCUCGCCUCUGGUUGUUCCGGUGGGCCACGCGUCAUUUCGAUUGCUCUGCCCAUUGUCGCAGGUCGGCGCGGUGAUUGGAAAAUCCGGAAUCGUGAUCAAACAGCUCCAACAGUCAACCGGAGCUAAGAUACGGGUCGAGGAGCCUCCGUUUGGAUCCCCGGAUCGGGUCAUCACGAUAAUUGCACAGGUGGAUUCGACGUCUAGGCUGAAAUUAGGCGCUGAUAACAAUGGCAACGCAGAGUCGGAGAACAAGGAGGAGGAAGUUGAGGUAUCUAAAGCACAAGCAGGGUUGAUUAAGGUUUUCGAAGUUUUAGCGGCCGAAGCUGAUAAUGGCCCGGUCGUGUGCCGAUUGCUGACUGAGUCUAGCCAUGCGGGUGCUGUGAUAGGCAAGGGUGGUCAAAUGGUGGGGAGAAUCAGGAAAGAAACUGGCUGCAAAAUUGCGAUUCGGACUGAGAAUUUGCCGAUUUGCGCUGACCCUGAUGACGAGAUGGUGGAGAUCGAAGGUAAUGCUAGCUCUGUGAAAAAGGCUCUUUUGACUGUCUCUCGCUGCCUGCAAGAUUGUCAAUCGAUAAACAAGAUAAGAGUGGUUGGAAACAGACCCCUUGAGAAAGAGAUCCAAGCACCUUCGCAUAGGUCCAUAGAAACAAUUAUUCAGGAGUCUCUUCCUAGGUCGGUUGAAGAUUACGAUUACAGACCGAGAGCAGCUGACAUGUUUCCUCGGAGCACUUUAGCUCGGCCUAAUGAUGUGAUUCAUCAUGAUAGGCAUAUCCAGGUGGUUCCUCAGGGUACUUUACACCACCACAGGCAUACUGAGUCGGACCGGCAAGAUGUUUUACGCAGGCACAUUGAGGCGGACCGGCAAGAUGUUUUACGCAGGCAUAUUGAGGCGGACCGGCAAGAUGUUUUACGCAGGCAUAUUGAGGCGGAACGGCAAGAUGUUUUACACAGGCAUAGUGAGGCGGAACGGCAAGAUGCUUUACGCAGGCAUAUUCAUGUGGAUCCUCGAGAAACGUUAUACAGGCCUUCUGAUGUUGGCAGGGGAGAUGUUCUUCGCCAGCGUAGAGAAGUGGAUGAUUCUCAUGAUUCCUUGCAUAGACCUUUCGAGAUGGUUCAACGUGAUGCUAUGGGCAUGCCUUUUGAGUCAUUUCCACGCGAAACUUUUGGGAGGCGUAUUGAAACAAUGCCACAAGAAACUUUUCGUCAGCCAUCUGCAGAUUUUCUUGCACAUCGUUAUUCAACCUUAGAUACACAUCCUCACAGCGUUACUACCUCUGCUUCAGUGACUAACGCUGCCACCAUGAGACCACCUCUAUCAGAAGGGGAAGUAGGGAACCAAGAAGUGGUUUUUAAGAUACUUUGUUCCAUUGAAAAUGCUGGCGGAGUUAUCGGGACAGGGGGUAAAGUUAUCAGGAUGCUUCAUAGCGAGACAGGUGCCUUCAUAAAUGUGGGAAAUACAGUUUCUGACUGCGAAGAACGUUUGAUUGCAGUUACUGCACAAGAGAACCCUGAAGGUCAAAGCUCGCCAGCCCAGAAAGCUAUUGUCCUUGUUUUUACUAGAUUAUUUGAGCUUGCCACUAAAAAAAUCGUAGACAAUGGCCCAAGGCCAUCUAUCACUGCACGGCUUGUUGUCCCAACGAGUCAGAUUGGUUGUUUGCUGGGAAAAGGAGGUGUCAUAGUUUCGGAAAUGCGGAAAAUCACUGGGGCUGGAAUUCAAAUUUUGAAGGUUGAGCAGAAUCCAAAAUGUGUUUCAGAGAAUGAUCAAGUUGUGCAGAUUUCAGGAGAGUUUCCAAAUGUCAGAGAAGCCAUCUACCAUAUUACGAGCAGGCUACGAGACAGUCUUUUCUCCAACUCAGCGAAAGAUUCUGUAACUAAGAGCAACUCCACAUUAACUACAGAGCGAAUCUACCACCGGCAAUCAGAUAAUCCUCUGUCUAUUGGGUCUCAUCAAUCCUUUAGUCAUCCAACUACCAUCUCUACAAGUAUGCACAGAAGAUCUGAGGAUUCCUUUCUAAGUGGGCCUCAUUCAUCAUCAGUUAACUAUUCGAGACCUGUCGGCACAGAUCCUUACAUAAGACAAGAAGACCCGAUUCCUGAUAGGUUUAAUUCAUCAGCAGGCUAUUCUCCUAAUUUUGGUCCCCGGACCACUAUGGACCACAAUGAUAUCCCCCAUCACUUAACUGAGGCCGCAUCUCGUAUGUGGGCGUCCCCGCCACCGGCAGCUCCAAGAGGCUUAUCUGAUGUCAAUGGUGGAUUAUCUUCUGUGCGGUCUGGCCUUGUACAGAGCAGUGGACACAAAUCUGCCAUCGUUACAAACACCACUGUGGAAAUUAGAGUUCCAGAAAAUGCUAUGAGCUUUGUCUAUGGAGAGCAUGGCUACAAUCUGGAGCAACUGAGACAGAUAUCGGGUGCGAGGGUCAUAGUCCAUGAACCUUCUCUAGGAACAAGUGACAGGAUCAUUGUCAUAUCAGGGACACCUGAUCAAACCCAGGCUGCUCAAAACCUCCUUCAUGCCUUCAUCCUUACAGGUGAAACCUCAAUGUCCAAAAAAUACAACCUAAAUUAG